Messenger RNA from Hemibagrus wyckioides, 1023 nucleotides. RefSeq lists its product as uncharacterized. The record is from RefSeq and is a predicted model, not a curated record. Bases 1 to 927 code for a protein of 308 amino acids. Gene Ontology annotation, biological process: biosynthetic process. The transcript has 7 exons. Lineage: Eukaryota; Metazoa; Chordata; Actinopteri; Siluriformes; Bagridae.
AUGUCAAUGAUGAAGGCUGUUAUUUUGGCUGCAGGUUAUGGGACGAGGUUGCAGAGAGACAUUGAGAAGGACCAGAGUAGACACUUUGAACACUUACAGGGUGUUGCUAAACCCCUACUUCCGGUUGGAGACUGCGCCCUCAUCUCCCAUUGGCUCAGAGCUCUCUCUCACUCAGCGUGUGUACAGCAAGUGUUUGUGGUCACCAAUGCACAUUACCAUCAAGCUUUCCAGCUCUGGGCUCAAGACUUCCCCAGUGUUCAGGUCCUUAAUGAUGGGACGAGAAAUAACGAGGAGCGACUCGGGGCAGUUGCAUGCCUUCAGCUGGCGGUGAAUCACUUUGCAGUGGACGAUGACGUCAUCGUGAUUGGAGGUGACACGCUGUUUAAAGAGGACUUCAGUCUCAGGAAGUUUACAGAGUAUUUUGCUGAGCUGCAGAGGAAAACUGAAGACGCCAACUUGGUGCUCACAUAUAAAUGCAAGGACGAGGAAACGGCAAAAUACGGCAUCCUGGAGGUGGAUUCAGACUAUCGGGUGCAGCGUAUGAAAGAAAAGCCUCUGCCGUCUGAGACACACUCACGCAGUGCCGUACGAAUGACACACAACACUACGAAUCAGUCACGUGUCUCUACAACUACGUGUAAACACACAGAGGACUUAUUCUGUCGUGUUUUCUUCCAGUGUCCCUGUUUUUACUUGUUCUCAAGAACAACACUUCCUCUGCUGGACGUCUUCCUGAAGGAGAAGGAGACACGGCCACUGGAGGAGAGAGAUGCACCAGGGAACUUCCUGUCAUGGCUUAUAGCAAGGAGGCCGGUGUACGUGCAUGAGAUUUCUGGACGCUUCGAUGUGGGAAACCUGGCAUCAUACACCGAGUGCGACAGAUACUUCAAAGAACAACUUAAAAAUCCAGUCCUUUAUUUAAUCUAGUAUUCAAACCCACAGGGACGCGUGUCAAGACGUUCAGAUCCACUGCCUCUGUGAUUAGAAGAAUAAAACAAAAUAAAAAUCCCUGCUCUAACUGGC